AGAGUACCUUACUGCCGCCCCCACACCACCAGUGCAGUCAUAGUCCGACUUUCGACUUUGUUUUCCUCCACUCCUUUCUCACUUCUCGCUAGUUGACCGAAGCAACACAUGGGCUCUACGAACUUGUGUCCCCCGUCAAGUCAAACCAUUACCUAUCUACAUCUAGCGGGGCGCAUCCUGGCCAGGUCCAUAUACUGGAAGCUAAUUACCUAUUUGCAACUGUCCGGCGCCUCUGUCACGAACACCGACCAUGGUCAUUCCACCCAUUCAAUCCUUUUAUCAAAAGGCACCACCUGCCUCUUCCGCCUUCUCCCAGACACUACUAGGAACACCCAGAUCCAAUCAUGCAGACAUAAGCCGAGCGCCGUUGACAGAAACGUGGAAGCCACAAGGCAGUUAUGCCAGAGUCAACAUUUCCGAACUUCAGCCAGGAAGAGGCAAGGUCCGAUUCAUGGGGAGAAUUGUCAAUAUAUGCCCGGCCAAGCCUGACCAUCAGCCCAGAGCCCUUUCCUCUCUUCCCUCUGGAUUCCAUUUCAUGGUCGUCAAAGACGAUUCUGGAGUAGUUGCCAUAAAACUUCUCGGCACGCAAUCCGACCUUAUCAACCUCCACCUCGGGAACCUGGUCACAGUAUGGACCGGCUUUGUGGCCGAAUACUCAACGGCAGCCACUAUCCAAGUCCCUUUCGUUUCGAUGAUUAUUCCUGUUCACCCAGGCCCGGCUUCGCAAUCAUGCAUCAAGUUCCACCAAGAUGGAAUUAAUUUAGAGGAGACGGGUCUUUGUCGCAUCCCUUUGGAAUAUAACACUAGUUCUGCGUCCUCUCAGAUGCCGGGACUGAUAAGCCUCAGAGCCUUCAUGAAAGGCACUCGUACCAAGGGGAAGCACGAGGAUGAUAUCUUGACAAAAAUCCUUGUCUGUGUCUCAAGCAUUGGCCCUCGAAAGACCAUCCAGGCCAACAACAAUCCAAGCACUCUGGAACUGGUCGAGGUUCAUGUCUGUGACGAAACAGAUCAUGGUGUUCUCAAACUCUGGAGUGACCAGAUUAUCUCGGCACGCGCAUGGACUGCUGGACAGACCAUCCUACUUAUAACCAACCCAAAGUUCUAUCCCCGAAAGAAAGUCAACGAAAACCCAGGACUGGGUAUUGCCCUGAACUCGAUAGUGGAUGUGGACCCCGACUUUCCCGAUGCUCGCUGGCUUCGACGAAUGGCUGAAGCUCAAAGAAAGAGAGAGCGGGCACACACGCCGUUCCCCGUUGGUGUAUGGGACGUCGAACAAGCUAUCAACGGCCCGAACAGGGUACUCUAUACCUUGGCAGACGUGGAUGAGAGGGUGAGAGAGGACGCCAGCGUUGUGUUUACCGGGAAACUCAACGUCCUCAUCCUUGGUGUCAGUAUCUGCGAGAACCAGAGACAGAACAGACUCUGUUGUUUCGAAUGGUGAGUCGGUUUACCGGAACUAGCCCGUACGGUACUUCACACAAGACUGCCUUUCUCCCAUCGCUCAUCUUUACUCCUCUACCUACGGACCAUAUC
Neurospora hispaniola is the source of this 1533-nucleotide messenger RNA. RefSeq lists its product as uncharacterized. Gene Ontology annotation, biological process: resolution of meiotic recombination intermediates. Lineage: Eukaryota; Fungi; Ascomycota; Sordariomycetes; Sordariales; Sordariaceae. Bases 251 to 1441 code for a protein of 396 amino acids. Gene Ontology annotation, molecular function: single-stranded DNA 3'-5' DNA exonuclease activity; single-stranded DNA binding. The record is from RefSeq and is a predicted model, not a curated record. The transcript has 2 exons.